AAUUCCCUUCUCCUCCCUAGGUUCGAAUUAUUCAACCUCACUUCUUUUGAAUUCUUCUCUCCUUCUACUCUCUCUCUGAGUCUUCGAAAAAUCUCCGGUAUUGAUUCUGUUCUUUCUUUUCCGAUUCCUUUAGGAUCGGACGGCUUAGUUCCUCGAAGUUAUUUUGUACAGGUAUUUGCCUUGCAUAAUGAAGGGCUCCAAGGGUAAGGGAACAUCAAGGGUGUCCAAAGAAGCGUUGAAGCCAGUGGAUGAUAGAAAGGUUGGGAAGCGGAAGGCUGCCGUCAAAGCUGACAAGGGUGUCAAUCGGCCAACGAAGAAAGAUUUGAAGGCCAAGAAAGAUCCCAACAAACCUAAGAGGCCUCCAAGUGCUUUCUUUGUUUUCCUCGAGGAGUUCAGAAAGGAGUACAAAAGGGAAAAUCCUAAUGUGAAGGCAGUAUCUGCAGUUGGAAAAGCUGGAGGAGAGAAGUGGAAAUCCUUGAGUCAUGCCGAAAAAGCACCAUAUGAAGCCAGGGCAGCUAAGAGGAAGGCUGAAUAUGAAAAGCUUAUGAAGGCAUAUGACAGCAAGAAGGCCAGCGCGGCAGAUGACGAAGAAUCAGAGAGGUCAAAAUCUGAAGUGAAUGACGAGGAUGAAGCCAGUGAGGAGGAGCAUCAAGAAGAUGAUGAUGAGGAUGAUGAUGAAGACGAAGACGAAGACGAUGACUAAAUUGAAAUAAACUUUCUGACGUUUGUAAUGGCCAACCCAGCUGGCAGAGGGAGGGACUAGGUCAUGUAUGUUCAUAUUUUUGGUACUUGGGUGCUCCUGUUAAUUUUGUAAUUUGUGUGCAAACAUGAUAAAGUGUCGUAUGCCACUCCCGUAAUAUGUUUACUUGUUUAAAUGGUCUCCUCCGCUCCGCAUCGCUUCUCAUAUACAUUGUUAAAAUCUUUGGGUGUUUUGGCCUUCUUUUGUUAACCGUUAUAAAAUUAUCAAUUACAUCUUUUGAAAGCUGUAAA
Benincasa hispida (wax gourd) is the source of this 990-nucleotide messenger RNA. Its product is annotated as high mobility group B protein 1. NCBI's taxonomy places the organism in Eukaryota, Viridiplantae, Streptophyta, Magnoliopsida, Cucurbitales, Cucurbitaceae. The record is from RefSeq and is a predicted model, not a curated record.